Oryctolagus cuniculus (rabbit) is the source of this 2810-nucleotide messenger RNA. RefSeq names its product microfibril associated protein 5 (gene MFAP5). Gene Ontology annotation, biological process: embryonic eye morphogenesis. The record is from RefSeq and is a predicted model, not a curated record. Gene Ontology annotation, cellular component: microfibril. NCBI's taxonomy places the organism in Eukaryota, Metazoa, Chordata, Mammalia, Lagomorpha, Leporidae.
GCUCUCUCUCUCCCUCUCCCUUGCUCUCCCUCAUCUCAUUGUAUCAGAGGAGGCCAAAUCUGAAGUCCAACCCAGGGAGUGGCUUUGUUCCUCUUAUUCUCCAGCCAGCGUGGAACAGUGUGAGAAGGAGAGAGACACGUUCAGCAAACAAAGGAGCAGAAAGAGCACAGAGCACCGCAACAUGCUGCUCCUGGGCCCCAAGGUGCUGCUGCUCCUCACCGCACUCCUCAUCCCCGCUGAAUGGAUGCGCUUGGGUGUCAAUGGUCAGAGAGGAGAUGAUGUGACUCAAACAACUCCAGAAACGUUCACAGAUGAUCCCAAUCUGGUGAAUGAGCCCUCUACAGAUGAAACAGUUCUGGCUGAUAUCGAGCCCUCCACAGAUGACCUGGCCUCGCCCAGUGAUAAAAAUGCCACCGCAGAGUGCCGGGAUGAGAAGUUCGCUUGCACAAGACUCUACUCUGUUCAUCGCCCAAUCAAACAAUGUGUUCACCAGCUGUGCUUCACCAGUUUACGACGUAUGUACAUCAUCAACAAUGAGAUCUGCUCCCGUCUUGUCUGUAAGGAACACGAAGUUAUGAAAGAUGAGCUUUGCCGUCAGAUGGCUGGUCUGCCCCCUCGGCGACUCCGCCGCUCCAACUACUUCCGACUUCCUCCUUGCGAAAAUGUGAAUUUGCAGAGACCCGGUGGUCUGUGAUCAUCAUCAAGGAAGAGGAAAGAAGCAAGAAUACGUGGUGAGAGGAAGGAGAAAUUCCUUCUGCUCCAACCAUCGCCAGCUAACCCAUACACAGUAGUAUUUUUUAAGCCAAUGCCUUUGUAAUGUCCAGCUUUUUGCCCCUGUUCCCUAAUUUUUCACCCAGAUAACAUUUAUCUCAUUUUUCAGUACUCAGAAUACAACAUAUAUAUUAUUGCAUGGUCUUGCUGCUUCCCCAUAUGAUAGACAUAGUGGAUAAAGGAUGACCACAUGGUUUCUAUACAAACAUUCUACAUUCACUUUCAAGGGAGACUAGAUGUUAGAUUAAUAAUCUCUACUAUUGGAUCUGUUAAAGAUAGAGUUUCGGAUGUCUAUCCUUGUCUAUUCUGGCUAACCACAGACCAUCACUUAUUUUCCCUUGAAGAGUUUCCUGGAUAACUGCCCGUCAUUUAUGUGUUUCUUUUUAUUCUUCAUGAUGUUGCCAGAUUGUCUAAAGUUUUCCUAGCAGGUCUUCUUUAUGGGAAAGAUAACAAUAGCUUUUACAGUUUCUCCAACAGAGCCAUGGAUUACACUUGCAAUAUAAAGACCCCAAAUGUCUCUGCUAAUCUCAGAGGCAGGGGCUAAAGAGAGAGAGGACUAAGCUUGGGGGAGAACUUGUACUCAACACUGCCCUGUCCAACUUUUCACGCAGUUGUCCAAUGAGGAAGCAGGACAGGAAGUAUUUCCUCUUUACUUAAUCGCUUAUGGCAGCACAAUUGGCCUUCUAUAUCCAUGGGUUCCACAUCCAUAGGUUCAACCCAAUGUGGGCCAAAAAUAUUUUUUAAAAAAGUUUGCAUCUGUACUAAUAUGCACAGGUUUUCCUGGUCAUUCCCUAUACAAUAUAGUCAACAACUAUUUACAUAGCAUUUACACUGUAUUAGGUAUAAGAAGUAAUCUAGAGAUGAUUUAAAGCAGACAGGAGGAUGUGGGUAGGUUGCAUGCAAAUACUAUACCAUUUUAUAUGAUACUUGAACAUUCGAAAAUUUAGGUAUCAGGGGUAGAUCCUGGAACUGAUUUCCCAUGGAUACUGAAGGCCUACUGAACAGGUUAGCUGAUCUCCGAAAAGCGAACUAGACAACUUGAUGUGAAACCACACCAUUGGUCAGUGUUUCCUUGAGUUGUGGAGACUUGUUCAUCUUCACCACUUACCAAGUAUGCAAACAGAGAUCAGUGUACAAAUGGCUUCCAGAAUAUCCUGAUUCGGAGCCUGAAUUUCAAUAGGCAAACAGAAAGUUUACCUAAUAGCUAAUGUGAAAGAUGGAUAAACACAAUACUCAGAUAGUCCACAUGCUUAUCCUGGCCCCAGCAGGAGCCCUGUAGACUCAAAGAACUCACUUUCCCUCAUUGGGUCCUAAUUUAAUUCAUCUCAUUUUUAAAAUGAAAUGCUUACAUUUAUGUUUAAGUUUCUUUUAAUUCUUCAGUUUUCUGAGUUGAAAUGCAUUAGUCAUAUUUCUUGACACCUAGAUGCAGUCCAACUCACACAAACUUGUCUGUCUCAUCGUGGAUAAGGAUGCAGUCCACAAUGUAAUUGAACAAAAUCCCAUGGUAGUGACAAAUUAUGUAUUAUGAAUCUUCUGUCUAAAGAACUCAAUAACUUUCUAUAAAAGCCAAGGGAAUUCAAGAGGAAUUAGGGGACAAGUUGCAUCUGACAAUAGGGGUUGGAUUUCUUUCACGUUGCUGAGAAAACUAGCUAAAUGUGUGUUGGAUUCUUACUAUUAAGUAAUAAUGAGAUUAACAUAAUUUAGCUUAAUGGGAUUGACAUAACUGAUUAAAGAGAAAUGCUAGAAAAAUCCCCGAAGUAAGUCAUCACUACUCCUUGCCAUCUCUAGAAUUAAACGUACUCAUAGAUAGAUGCAUUCAAUGUAUACUGUAACCACUGUAGAGAAGCCUCAUAGGCACAGGAUUUCCAAGAAUCAUUUUAAAGAAUCUGCCUAUGAACUUGACCCACCUGCUGCACAUUGAACGAGAGGUGACAUUCCCAGCAGACAACACCUUUAUGCCUGUAUUGUGUCUAUUGAAAAUUAAACGUUUUAAAAUAAAUUUUUUCCAAUCUCUCAGAAUAAAGUUGCUUUUGGUCUGA